CCUUAGCUCAUAAAAAUUCUCAACAGGAAACUCUUAAGGACGAUUGAAAACAGGUCAGACUAAACGGAAGUAUACAUUCUUCCUUGUUUACGUGCAAAAAGGCAGGACUUAUGAGUAAAAGAACUUAAGUUAGGGCAUAUGGUAUUUUAAUGCUAAAGGAAAAAAUGGGAAAUAAUUAACCUUAUUAGCCAUCCUUUCGUGUGGUAAAGAUGCUUUCUAAGUUCAAAAUACCAAGAACAGCUCAACAUUUUCUAGAAUGUCAAUCUGAAGAAUGCAAAAGUAAUUGUGAAUAUUACUGUAACACUUGUCAUCUACCGUUAUGUAAGCAAUGCAGAGAUCUUCAUCUAAUGGUUCAAGAAAAUAAGAACCACACUGUUGUCCUUUAUCAAGAACGCACACGACAACUUCUUUUCGAGAAAUGCAAGAUUCACCCAACCAAGGAAACUGAUAUGUUAUGUGAUGAAUGCCAAGUUUCGUUAUGCUCCAAAUGUGCCACAUCCCAAGAGCACAAAGGUCACAGCUUCACUGACCUUGAGAAAAUUCAUGCUGAAAAGUUGGCACAAUGGCAAAGGGAAAUCGACAAAAUCCACGAGUACUAUAUCCCAACGUCACAAUUUUUGCAAAAUGAAAUAAAAGACGAUGCAAAGAACAUAAAGAAGAUAAUUGAUAACAUAAGAGAAUCAUUAAUUGAAGAUGCUGAUUUACUCAGGAGCUUUGUAGAAACAAUUGUUACUAGGAAAAUGAAGCAGAUAGACCAGAUCGAAAGCUCAUUGUUAAAAGAUAUAGAAAUCCAGGAAGGUACAUUCAGUGAGUACAUCACUUAUCUCAAUGACAUUGUCAAAGAAUUCCAUUGGUACUUAACGAAUAGAAAAGCAUUGUCAGAGGUCAUGACAAUUCAACCGAUUCCAUGCAUAACAAAACCAGACACACCAGCAUAUAUUGCUCGGAAAUGCAAGAUUGAAGAUGUUGCAAAAUUACUUGGUGAAAUAAGCUUUUAUGAAAAACGAACAGAAAGUAGAAAAUUAAAGCCAAUGAAAAUGAUAUCUCAAGCAGAGAAAAUCAAAGAAGAAUGCCUAAAGAAUAAUGAACAAGUACAGGGGAAACAAAUAAUAUCUUUAUCACCCUCCAUCGCCAAAAUAAGGAAGUUCAACAUACAUGGUGCUUAUGGUGCUCUUCACCUUUCAAUGAGUAAAGGAGACCGAUUCUGGGUCAGUGACUGGGAUGGAAACCUUGUCCAAAUUGAUCUACAAGGAGGGCAUCAGCUGGAGAAGAUAAAAACAAGUCCUAGAUCUGAAGGCUAUCACACAACGACUAUAAAUGGAGAUUUAAUCUUCACAGACAUAAGUAAGAAGGUCAUUAGAAGAAUGACACUUAACAACAAAAGCACCUCAUUUAUUAAAACAGGAGAAUGGAAACCAGUCAGUCUAUACUCCUCCAACUCCAACGGGGAUAUACUGGUGGGAAUGGUUAAAGAUAAAGAGGCAAGAAUCACCAGGUAUGACAAGACAGGAAAAGAGAUACAAAAUAUACAGUGGGACAACAAAGCAGAGGAACUGUAUAGUGCUCCAUACUAUAUCACAGAAAACUUGAACGGAGAUGUUUGUACUUCAGACUUUAGCAAACAAGAGGUGAUGGUUGUGGAUAGAAAAGGUCAGUAUAGAUUCUCUUACAAAGGUAGUCAAGAAUCGGCGUUCUUCCCAAAAGGAAUCUGCACGGAUAUCCUCCUCCACAUUCUGGUGUGUGACUAUUACAGUGAUUCUGUGCACCUCAUUGAUCAGAACGGUCAGUUUUUGUCUUUGCUUAUCACGAGACGAGAUGGAUUGAAGUCCCCGUGCAGUUUGUGUGUGGAUGAUGAAAAUAACCUUUAUGUUGGAAAGCUCACUAAAGGCAUAACAGUGUACAAGUAUCUUCAGUGAUAUUUUUUCUGACCAGCUAUAUAAUAGUUACUUUAUUGAGAGUCUACCCAUUGGGAUGAUAUCAGAUGUGAAUAACUUAUGAAUAAUUAUCUAUUAAACUUUAAUAAAGAUAUGCUGCAACAUUCGAAUCUGCACUGCGGUGUCACAAGAGGCAUUUCCACAAGGACAAAUAUUUCUAUCAUUAAAACUUAUGCUAUAAAAAAAUAACUUAAUCGACUAUCCAUUAGCAUUUUCUAUUAAAACAACCAGAAAGACUUCUAUUUUCAAGCUUUUCUUUUGUAAAAUAUCAAGUGAAUGUGGGUUGAGGCAGCGCUGCAUUAGGAAUAAGUUUUUGCAUUAAAACAGUGCAAUAAUCCAAAUUUUUUUUCCACCCAGGGUUGUCGUAAGAACUGCAAAAACUGCAUAUUUAAUCCGUUGAAAAAUCUGUAAGUGGAGAUAUUUUAUUUGAAGAAUGUCCAAAUGCAUUCUUUAUAAAAGUAACCAUCGUGGCAUUUACGAUGACAAAAAAUCUGCUGAAAGUUACUUCCCUUUUAUGGAUCUUGACAAGGAGCACAAAGUGGCUGUGACCGUUUGACAAAGGAUACUCAUUCCUUCAUGGCACCUGUUCCCACAUCUGAUGUUUUCAGGGGCCCGUCUUUGCUUUGCUUCCGGUUUGUAUUGUUGACCGGUCGGCAGGGGAUGCUCACUCCUCUAUGGUACAUGAUCCCACCUCUGAUGUUCUGGAGGCCUGUGUUUGCUUUGUUCGUAUUUUGUAUUGUUUUAUGGACUUUUGAUAUGGAACACUGUUCGUUAUCUCCGUAUCUUUCAUUCAGUGAACUUAUUAGCUAACUUAUUAGCUUGAUUACUGUAGGUUAUUUCCAUAUUGAAUAAGUAUCAUCGCAAUUACUCCAUUUGGUAAUGUUCUGAAUAAAAGACUGACAAAGGACACCUAAACUCUAUAUGCUCUGUUUGAAAUUUUUAAUUAUUAUUAUAAAGAUAUUUAUAUGAUAAAUAAUUGAUGUUGAGAGAAAGGAACAACAGAAAAUAAAUAUUUAUGGAACAAGCAAAGUUCAUGUGUGAAAAAUCUUUAAAAAUAGGUCAUUGUGGUGCGUUGAAGCUAAUAAGCGCGAAAUCCAUGAAAUACUGAAUAAUAUUAAUAAUGUAACCAAUAUUGUAAAAUAUAUAUUUGGUGAACAUUAAUUUGAAAUAUGAUAUCCAGUCCUUUAUCAAAUAACCACAUUUUGAUCACGAAAUCUGUAAAAAUUUACAGUAUAAAUAUGAUUAAAGCAAGAGUUCGGAAAACUAUGUUAAGGAAUCCCUUCAUCAUGCUCAAAUUAUUGUUUUUCAUUCUAUUUAUCUGUGUUGCUAAUGGUAACGAGUCUUGUGACCGGAAGGAGAUGGAGGACACAAUAUGCAGCCUCUGUGGACAAAGAAAGGGAAAUCAGCCGAAUAUAUCUGGUAAACAAGUUGCGUUCCACGCCUAUAUGUCCAGUAAUGUUCAGAUCAAAACGUUAUCCAAACACAAAAUAUUUGUUUAUGAUCGUGUUGAGACAAAUGUCGGAAACGGAUAUGACGUCAAAUCUGGAAAGUUCACAGCUCCAGAAAGCGGGGUUUACGUCAUACACACAACUACUGUUGCCGUCGAUAGAUCUGCUUGCACUAUCGAAAUAGUGAAAAAUGGCGUAAUUAAGGACAUUGGAUUCGCUGACGCCUAUGAUCACAAUGACAGGGCCUCCUCCUCGACAUUAACUAUUUUGAAUCUGAAGAAGGGAGAUGUUGUAAAUGCUAGAGCCGGCUCAUAUGGAGGGAAGUAUUUAGAGAGUCAAACUUCAGCACGAAUGAGUUUCUCUGGAUUCAAACUAGCAUGAAAAAAAAAAUGAAAUAAAUUUAUGUAUUUGAAUCAUUCGUUACAGUUCUUUACUAUAGGAUAAAACAUUCUUUUCUUCCAGAAUUUAUCGAUGUGUAAACGCAUGCCUAGCCUUUGUACACAAAAGCUGAAAGUCUGUGUGCAAAGGCAUGAGUUUAAACAUUCAUACAUGUAAAUUCUUUUUUUGUUAAAUUAAUUCAUAUACUUCCAACAGGAACGUGUUAGGUCGCGAUGUAUUUUAAAUGUAACUUAACCAUGAUGAAUGUCGAUAAAGUUAAAAACAAUCAAUAAAGUAAACUUAUAAAAACUCCUCUUGUAUAUACUGUUUAAGUCAAGACAUUUCGAUAUUAUAUGUAUACUUUAGA
Saccostrea cuccullata (small rock oyster) is the source of this 4127-nucleotide messenger RNA. Its product is annotated as cerebellin-1-like. Bases 3104 to 3763 code for a protein of 219 amino acids. Gene Ontology annotation, biological process: protein polyubiquitination; proteasome-mediated ubiquitin-dependent protein catabolic process. The record is from RefSeq and is a predicted model, not a curated record. Gene Ontology annotation, molecular function: ubiquitin protein ligase activity; zinc ion binding; protein binding. Lineage: Eukaryota; Metazoa; Mollusca; Bivalvia; Ostreida; Ostreidae. The transcript is spliced from 3 exons.